Messenger RNA from Fusarium mangiferae, 990 nucleotides. RefSeq lists its product as uncharacterized. The coding region runs from base 1 to 990 and encodes 329 amino acids. The record is from RefSeq and is a predicted model, not a curated record. The transcript is spliced from 2 exons. NCBI's taxonomy places the organism in Eukaryota, Fungi, Ascomycota, Sordariomycetes, Hypocreales, Nectriaceae.
AUGCUAUCUCUAGAAGACCUUCCGGUGCCUACUGUAGAGAAGCAGGUUGACAUUGGUAGAGAGAUUGUCAUUCCAUGGAUUCAUCGAGAGCUCGCCUUGGGCACUGGCUUCUCAUCGAAACUUGUAUCUACACCAAAUCCCUGGAUCACCGCCAAAUCUCCCUUUAACAUUGAAGAACUUAGAAAGCAGCGACUGCUUUAUGACGGCAAAGUGGAGGGCAGACACAACUUUCGCGAUGCUGAGUCCACCUCUCACUCGACUGGCAUGGAGCAUACGAGUGGCAGUUUGGGAGUAACAGUUGGAUGCUCAUUCCUGAGUGCAAGCGUGACAGGGUCGUAUGACAAGACAGUCCUAGAGACCAAAGAUACGUAUAGCGUGUCGCGCACCUGUUUGGUCCGCGGCGGAGUCAUAAGGUUCAAAGCAGAGCCUCGUCUGUCGUAUGAAGCAGAGAUGCUGCUGAGAGAAUCCAAUGGCCAAGCCAAAUUCCAGGAAGUCUACGGGGACUACUACGUCUCGUGCUACAUCCUGGGAGCGGAUGCAGGUGUUUACGUGGCUACAAGUGACGACACUGUGGAUACUAAAACGAAGGAAAAGGUGACUGUGAAAGUCAAGGUCCUGUUUUUCACGGCCAGCAAAACCUUUGAGAAAGAAGAGUCGACACACGACGAGAUUUUUCAGGUGACCAUGAGCGGUUACGACACACUGACCAACACUUGCCACGGUUACCCGCCUAAGAAGGAGGGCUUGGAAAAGGCUUCUCAGGCUCAGUUCAAUGAGGUGAGAAGACAGAGCAUAGGAUAUCUUCAGAAUGUAGAUAAACUGCCUUUCCGUGUCGGUGAGCGGAUGCAGGAGUUGGGGCUAGUCAAUGACCGGGAUGAGUUGGAGUGGCGUCAUUGUUUAGAUAUAUGUCGGGCUGGAUUAGUAGUCCAGGUGAUUCUGAUGCCAUAUCGUUAUUUGAGAGACUAUCAGAUAGCGGUAUACAGGAAUUAG